AUGGUGGUUCGAGAGGAUAAACCACUCCUCGCUACAGAAGACCAUAAACCUUAUCUACCUAUUGAACGUAAACUACUCUCUGAGGCGGGUAGCCAUGUGGUGUUAUCUCGAGUGAACGGAUCACUUGCUGUUUCAAGAUCCCUUAUUGAUUUCGAGUACAAACAAGUGUAUAGCCGCGGAGCUACUGAGAAGCAUGUCUCUCCUGAACCGGACGUACGUGUGGUCGAGCGAAAGCCCGAUCGCGACCAAGUCCUCGUCCUAGCGUGUGAUGGAAUUAGGGAUGUAUUUGAAAACGAUGCUCUCGUCACAUAUGUACUUCAGCGGCCACGGUGCGUCCCCAAUUUGGAUGAAGUGUGUAAAGAAAUCCUGGAUACUAGUUUACAUAAGGGUAGCGAAGACAACACGUCCGUGCUGUUGAUCGCUCUCGACGGUUACCCUACAGUUAACCCCUAA
Molecule: messenger RNA, 453 nt
Organism: Opisthorchis viverrini
Lineage: Eukaryota; Metazoa; Platyhelminthes; Trematoda; Opisthorchiida; Opisthorchiidae
Exons: 1
Coding region: 1-453 (150 amino acids)
Biological process (GO): protein dephosphorylation
Molecular function (GO): protein serine/threonine phosphatase activity
Source: RefSeq, a predicted model, not a curated record